Molecule: messenger RNA, 1369 nt
Organism: Strongylocentrotus purpuratus (purple sea urchin)
Lineage: Eukaryota; Metazoa; Echinodermata; Echinoidea; Camarodonta; Strongylocentrotidae
Exons: 2
Coding region: 80-1009 (309 amino acids)
Source: RefSeq, a predicted model, not a curated record
UGUACAUAUAUACGAAUAUGUGCAGCUCUCCAUCAGCAGUGCAGGUUGUGUACGGAGGAAUACUAUCAGGUUCUUUGUAAUGGCCGACCAAGGAGCGAAGGCGACGACCAUCAAGCCCGGUCGAGUGGGACUGUGGUGCAUACCUCGAUCAACUUCCACGUUACUGGCAAAAUGUCUGGGUGCCAUUGACGGAAUCGAAGUCCAUGUCGAUGUCUACUCGUACGCAUCGUCAUGCAAGGGAUUUUACAAGACCUCAACAGGUCGGGAGCUGCCGGAUGGUCUCUUGGGGAACGAGGCGGUGUACAAGGAGGCGAAUGACAUAUGGGAGAAAAACGUAGGCACCAAAUUGCUUCCAAGAAAGAUGUCAUACCAGACUAUCAAGGAAGAUUUGGAAAGUGCCAAUAGCAAGUUCGUCCUCAUCAAAGAAAUGGGAGUACUUCCGAUCGACCCCAAAUUCUACCCAGAAGGCUACAAAUGCGCUUUCCUCAUUCGGGAUCCAUCCCGAGUAUACGUUUCGGCACGUAAGUCGAUGGGAGCGAAGUAUGCCGAAACAGGUAUGAUUCCGUCCGAAGCCGAUUACGAUAUUAUCCGAGAUGACCCACUUGAUAGUGAACCAAUGAAAUGGUUCGAGAAUGAGCAUGCGCUGUGGAAGCACGUCAAAGCAAAUAUCGAUCCGAAUCCGAUUGUCAUCGACACUUCGGAUAUCUUGUCAAGACCAGGACCGACCAUCAAGGCACUCUGCGACGCUGUCGGCCUUCCAUACAGCGACGACCUUCUCCAGAUGAAACCAUUUACCGAAAUGCCGAAGAAUUUUGUAACGGCGGCCGAAAACAUCUUCACCGAAAUGUCGGAGUUCUACGAUAGAGCUUUCAAGAGCACUCAAAUUAUCCCGCCGAAGGACCUUGGGCCUAUACCCCGUGAUCAACUCUCAGAUGACGUCAUCCGUUGCGUAGACUACUCGAUGCCUUUUUAUCGUGAAAUGUUUGAAAGCAGACUAUCUAUUCCAUGAUGAAAAUAAUUUAAUGGACUAAAAAUUAUUGUCUAACGAACUAAAGAACUUCUUAAUUAGCAAUGGAAAUUCAUAACAACCUUAGCGUAUAAUAAGAUUUGUGUUCGUUAAAAUAGGGGCAGGGGGAGCAGGCCAAGCAACUUAGCCGUUCUCUCAUUUCCCCCUUCUUCCACUCUCUGAUAAUCCUCAUACAAGCAAUCUGAUUUAUAAAAUAAAACAGAUCAUAAGAGCAUUAGCAUAUUGACCAGGAUAAGGGGGAGGGGGCACGUGCUGGUCGGUCGUUUUGCUCCCUCGCUUGUACUUUUUGUGAUAAAGUUUGGGCAGUGCGAGGUGCGAUUUCAUUAUUUUCACCGGGUGCCA